Molecule: messenger RNA, 1632 nt
Organism: Hylaeus anthracinus
Lineage: Eukaryota; Metazoa; Arthropoda; Insecta; Hymenoptera; Colletidae
Exons: 3
Coding region: 133-1077 (314 amino acids)
Source: RefSeq, a predicted model, not a curated record
AGUCGUCGUUCGACGUUUACUUCAAGCGUACUUUCACAUAGUGACGCAAUACGAUGACGUCGCGACAAUGCUCGCGCGUAAUAACGAGAAUAACGUGAUAUUUCAGGGGCCAAAUUUUUCGCCAUCGCAAGUAUGCGUCUCCAGACACUUUUUGGCUUAUUGUUCGUCGUAUGCGUGCUAGUCGUAAGGGAUGCUUCCGGCCACGGAAGACUGAUCGAGCCGCCCUCGAGGGCCUCGAUGUGGAGGUACGGCUUCGACACGCCGCACGAUUACAACGAUAACGAGUGCUACUGUGGCGGAUUCACCAGACAGUGGCAACGGAAUAAAGGGAAAUGUGGAAUCUGCGGGGACCCCUGGGACUCCAGAACGCCACGUACACACGAGACAGGGGGGAAAUACGGAAACGGCGUGAUUACAAGAAAAUACCGAACUGGCUCGGUGAUACCGGUCCAUGUGGAGCUUACGGCGAACCACCACGGCUAUUUCGAGUUUCGUACGUGCGCGAUGACCUACAAGGACAAGGAAGUCACCCAGGAUUGUUUGGACCAGUAUCUCCUACGGGCGGAGAACGGGUCGAUCAGAUAUUAUCCAGGCCCAGGGAAUAGGAUUUUCGAGGCCUUCUAUAAACUACCAGACGACCUGACCUGUGCUCAAUGCGUUUUUCAAUGGAGAUACAUCGCUGGAAAUAAUUGGGGCGACUGUGGAAACGGAACAGGAGCUGUGGGUUGUGGUCCGCAGGAAGAAUUUCGUGCCUGCGCUGAUAUCACCAUAGGCGAUGACGUGGAGCCCCUACCACCGAGACCACCGAAGGAGCCAACAGUUCCUGGCGAGAAAUCCCCAACGGAACCAACACUGGUGCCCAAAUCCCAUGGGCCCCACUGGCUGUUCAGUAUCGUCAUCGCUGGUACGUGCCUGCUGGUUGUGCUGGCGGCUAUGGCGUUGCUUUACUCGUACUACUAUCACGCUGGCAGAGCCAAAAAGUGGCUCAUGGCGAGGCGAUUACUGGCACCUGAAAGUCCACCUGUCGCUCCACCGAGGCAUAAAAGACACACAUCCCAUGCACCAUUGCAGCUGUAGAAAGACAUUUGCGUUUCACGUAGGAUGAGCAUGAAGAAUGUAAAAGGAAACGAGAGAUUGACGUGGUUUUGUGACAACUGUUCUGUGAAUACUUUUUCAGGAACAUUUAAAGUGGGUUCUUUUUAUACGAUUUUAUAAAAGUCACUAAAACCAAGACCAGAUUCAUCGUUUAGAACGACACGGACGGUCGUUCUGAUUUGUUAUUACAAUUUACCUGUACUGCCCUCGCCCGUUACUUCCAAGACAUUUGGAAUAAUUCCAACGACUUUUCUGCCGUGCGUGUUUUUGUAAUAUGUAGUGAUGUACGCAUGACAAAAAAGUUGUUUUUAUUUGCGUUUAGUAUAAUGCGUUCUACGCCUGGCACACAUUUUCAUCUUGUGUAUAUAAACUGUCUUACAUUAAAUGUAUUUAUUUUCUACAAAGUGGUGAUCCCUGGUUUUCCCUAUCACUUAACGCUUCGCUAAUUAUUUGUAGUUCACCGCGUUCAAGGUUGCAGUUCGUGGUGUGUACAUCUCAAACUUAACGGUAUCAAAUAAACAAGGUAUCAAAGAACCA